UCAGUCCUGCAAAGGAGACGGACUGAGCAAGAAAGUGAUCAUCACUGAGGUUGGCAUCAUGGGGGAGUGGUCCAUCCUGUCGGGUUUGUUGGAUAAGGUGCAGUCCCACUCCACUGUCGUGGGGAAGGUGUGGAUGAGUGUUCUCUUCCUCUUCAGGAUCUUCAUCCUGGCUGCUGGUGUGGAUAAAAUAUGGGGCGAUGAACAAAGAAGCAUGGACUGUAACACCAAAAGCCCUGGCUGCAGGAACGCCUGCUACGAUCAGACCUUCCCCAUGUCUCACACACGCUUCUGGGUUCUCCAGAUCCUCAUCGUAUCCACACCAACACUCAUCUACUUGGGCCAUGUCCUGCUGGUGAUUCGCAGAGAAGACAAGCUGAGGAGGCGUUUGGAGCAGAAGAUUGGGAAGAACGGGAUGGUUAAAACUCCAAAGUAUUCAGAUGAACAUGGCAAAGUGCAACUCAAGGGUGUCCUGCUGGUUAGCUACAUAAUGCAACUGCUCUUCAAGAUCCUGCUUGAAGCAGCAUUCGUCGUGGGCCAGUACUACCUCUAUGGGUUCAUAUUCAUGCCGACUAAGAUUUCAUUUCCUCACUACCCAUGUCCAUCACCAGUAGACUGCUUCAUCAGUCGACCCACUGAGAAAAGCAUCUUUAUUGUCUUUAUGCUGGCGAUGGCUGUCCUCUCUGUGAUCCUCAACAUUGUGGAGCUGUUCCACCUGAUCAUCUCAAAGAUGACUGACAAGAGUAGGAGGCGGGACUCUUUCCCUCCUGAGAUCUACAGUCUUAACAAGCCAAACCACAGUGAGACAGUGGCUCUUUGUUAAAGGACUUAUCGGACACACACCCGUCACUGUGGGCAGGCCAUAGGGGGCCGGGCCCGCCCUUAAAAAUGCUUGUGCCCCCCCACUUGAGGUUCAGAUCUCCUUAUUAUUACUUAAAAAAUACUUAAAUUUUUAUUUUAUAUUAUCAUAGUAGCUAAAUAAAUGACUUGAUAAAUACUAAUGUUGCAUUUUUUGUCAUUAAAACAUUAAAAAUA
This is a messenger RNA of Solea solea (common sole), 1032 nucleotides long. RefSeq names its product gap junction Cx32.2 protein-like. Gene Ontology annotation, biological process: cell communication. The transcript has 2 exons. The coding region runs from base 59 to 820 and encodes 253 amino acids. Gene Ontology annotation, cellular component: connexin complex. Lineage: Eukaryota; Metazoa; Chordata; Actinopteri; Pleuronectiformes; Soleidae. The record is from RefSeq and is a predicted model, not a curated record.